Messenger RNA from Malania oleifera, 1407 nucleotides. RefSeq lists its product as uncharacterized. NCBI's taxonomy places the organism in Eukaryota, Viridiplantae, Streptophyta, Magnoliopsida, Santalales, Ximeniaceae. Bases 424 to 1011 code for a protein of 195 amino acids. Gene Ontology annotation, molecular function: protein binding. The transcript has a single exon. The record is from RefSeq and is a predicted model, not a curated record.
AACACAAGUGGUGGGUGACCCACUCACCCAUCCUCCUUUUUUUUUUUUUUUUUUUCUCUCCAAACCGUGAUUGAUGGCAAUACAUUUCAAAUGGGAAAUCAUCGAGUCACACACCUAAGGUCAAGCUUUGGUGUCACUAACCCUAGUUUUGGAGAGAACAUGCCCAUGCCCAUGCCCAUGCCUAUGCAGUCCCCACCCUCCACCCCCGCACCCUCAUUACCUCUUUUCUCCUUUUGUCACUCUCAAGUUCCAACCACAACCACCGGUUCAUCUCAAAAACAAACAAAGCAAGAAAAAGCUAGGAAGUAACCUAGCAACUUCACCACCCACUUCUUCAUUCCCUCUUUCUUCAUCUUCUACCCUCUUAUAUAUGUAACACUCCCUCCAACACCAUCAAACACAUAUUGCCAUCACUCUGCAGCCAUGGACUGGUUCUCCUGGCUCUCGAAAACCGGCCUAGAGCCGUCGCUGGUGUACGAAUACGGCCUUGCAUUCGCUCACAACGAGCUCGAGGAAGAAGACAUCAUAUACUUCAACCAUGAGUUUCUCCAAAGCAUGGGAAUCUCAAUAGCAAAGCACAGGCUGGAGAUUCUCAAGCUUGCCAGGAAGGAGAAGAGAGGGAAGCCUCAUCCCGUGUCGAGACUUCUCGUGGCGAUCAAGAGAACGAAAAAGUCUCUCGCGAGGUACAUUCGAACGUUGGUUCGUCGCGAGGAGUCGUCGUCGGCUCUUGUGGUUGUGCCGAGGCCCGGCAAUGGGACAAGAUGGAGGGGAGCCAUGGUGAAGAGGAACAAGAAGUUGGUGGGUGUCCAGCAAGGAAGGCUGAUGCUCACAGAUGGGAGUUCUACUGCUCUGGAUGCCUCAGGGCCUCGUGUCGACAGCUUCUGGAGCCCGAAGGUUCAUGAUCUCCAGAAGCCGGAAAAAAUGGAGGCAGAGGAAGAUAAUGGGAACUGGUUAACUGGAGUCGAGGAGAUCAGGUGGGAUACCAUGUUUCAAGAUUUGAAACCCACAUGAAAAUUCUUUAGCUUCUCUUCAAUUCUUAUUCGUCUUAAUUCUUCUUCUUUAAUUUCUUUUGGGUUUUUCUGUUUAAUAUUUGCAUUAAUGGUGAGAGGAGAAGGAUUUUUUGGGUUCUUCCACCAGAGAGUUUUGGUUGUGUGUGAGAAGGCUUGGGUCUGUCUUCUUUGUUUAGGUGGUGGAUCAUGCAAAGAGACACUUUAGCACUAGUGGUCUCUUUCAGUAAUGAGAUUGUCUCCCCAUGCUUUUCUUUUUUCUUUUCAUGCGUUUACAUUUGGUGGGAAAGAAAGCGCACCAAGUAAUUAGUGUCUAGAUGAACAGAAUGUGUUAUAAGCGUGAAUAUAUAGUAAUAUAUAUAUAUAUAUAUUGAAAAGCAUCUUGGGAGCUGUUUGGCAA